Messenger RNA from Didymosphaeria variabile, 1224 nucleotides. It is a transcript of the gene KTR4, whose product is annotated as putative mannosyltransferase ktr4. Lineage: Eukaryota; Fungi; Ascomycota; Dothideomycetes; Pleosporales; Didymosphaeriaceae. Gene Ontology annotation, molecular function: alpha-1,2-mannosyltransferase activity. Gene Ontology annotation, biological process: protein O-linked glycosylation; cell wall mannoprotein biosynthetic process; protein N-linked glycosylation. The record is from RefSeq and is a predicted model, not a curated record. The coding region runs from base 1 to 1224 and encodes 407 amino acids. Gene Ontology annotation, cellular component: Golgi apparatus; membrane. The transcript has 3 exons.
AUGGCGAUACCCAAGGCGAUGCGCCUACUGGGCGGCGCCACAUUCCUCGUCUUCCUUUUCGUCCUCGUCACCCUCUACCGAAGCGAACCCACCGCGAUCAAGCUACCCACCGAGGGCAUCAAAGAGGGCACGAAGCCCAAGACUGGGCUACGUCCGCAAGGCUGGGACCACGACCCGCAGCUAGAUCCAUCUGGCGAAGCCCCCGAGCCACUCCGCCGCGUGAAUGGCAAAAACUACGACCCAGACAACGCGAACAGCGACCGUAUAAACGCUACACUGCUCAGCCUCGUACGCAAUGAGGAGCUCAACGACAUGCUGCAGAGCAUGCACGACCUGGAGCGCACGUGGAACCACAAGUUCAACUACCCGUGGACCUUCUUCAACGACGUGCCCUUUACCGACGAUUUCAAACAGAAGACGAGCGCGGCGACAAAGGCAAAGACAUCGUACCAUACUAUACCCAAGGAGCACUGGGAAAUUCCCUCGUGGAUAAACAAAGACCUCUACGCGGCGUCCAAGCAGCGCCUAAAGGAAAAGAACGUCCAGUAUUCAGAAAUGGACUCUUACCACCAAAUGUGCCGUUGGAACUCCGGCGUCUUCUACCAGCACGAGGCCCUCAAGGACGUACAGUACUACUGGCGCGUCGAGCCCAAGGUGCACUUCUUCUGCGGCGUCGACUACGACGUCUUCGGCUGGAUGCAGGACCACAACAAGACAUACGGCUUUACCCUCACGCUGCUCGACUCCCCCGACAGCGUCGAAACGCUCUGGCCCGAAACCUUGAAGUUCCUGGCGGACCACCCUGAGUACGAGGCCAAGAACAACGCGAAGGGCUUCUUGACCGAGGAGAAAGAGAAGGGCCAUAACCAGAUCACGAAAGGCUACUCCACUUGCCACUUCUGGUCCAACUUUGAGAUCGCAAAUCUGGACCUCUGGCGGAGCAAGGCCUACACGCAGUACUUUGAGCAUCUCGACAAGGCGGGCGGCUUCUUCUACGAGCGGUGGGGCGACGCGCCGGUGCACAGCGUGGCCGUUGGCUUGUUCGAGGACAAGAGCAAGGUCCAUUGGUUCCGCGACAUCGGAUAUCAGCACAUCCCGUUCUUUAAUUGCCCUAACAACGGAAAGUGCUCGGGCUGCGAGGCAGGCCGUUUCACCGACGGUGAUGACUGGCUCAACUCGCAGGACUGCCGCGCCGUCUGGUUCAAGUACGCCGGCAUGGACUGA